AUGAGCCAUUUGCGUAACUUCGGCAUGGGAUUCAAUGCGAUGCUGGAGACUGAUCGCUCCGCUGCUUAUGCUGUGCAGGGUGGAUAUGAUGAUUUCUCCCGUGGCAACUUAUAUCAGACCGAACGGGAGAUCCGAGUCGAGCAUUCUCCCGCACAGCCCGGUGACGAGCCUCCCUCUCCGUCGGCGACGUCUGCGCCCAUUGCGAUUCCACGUGCGGGCACAUACACGCCCUCUUACCACGGCUCCCCACUCGACACCAACCCCAACCCCAACCCCAGUGCUGCCUGGACGCUAGGAGGUCGGCUGGCACCAGAGCUCGACUCGAUGUACGAAUCAGACUUUCUCGAACACGAUAAUUACCAUCCCGACUUUAACCGCUCUCCGCUGUCCACACAUUCUGUUCCCCAGUCCUCUCCCUACCUUGCCAACGCAGAGGACUUUCUCAGCGUCAAUCUCUUUGGAUCCAGCAGUCCUGCAUUCUUUGUCCAACCCCCGACCCGUAGCAACACUGUCCUCUCCCCGCCUCUCGACACAUUCGAGGCCCUACGUUACCAAUAUCGGAAGGGUUACUCUCCCGAAUCAUCUGUCGGCGACGAUUACUUGGUGGACGAGCCCAACGAUCUAUUGUUUGGCCAUAGGUCCCGCACUCACUCCCGCGCUUCCUCGAUCUCCUCGUCCCACACCCAGGGCCUGUCUGUCUCUCAGUUUACCGGCGCGUCCACAAGCCCGAACUUGCUCCCUGGCGACGCCCCCGAGCUCUCUCCCCAUCUGACCGACCUCGGAAACCUCCAGAUCGGUGAUACCUGGGGCGGAUUCCACGUAUCCACUGUGCCUACUUCCAAGGGAUCCGAGCCUGGGUCCAACAUGGCCUCGCCAUACAACAAGCCUCAGAGUCCCCCCACUCUCGUAAUCCCCACCGAUCCUCCGAUUCCUCCCAAUAUCGAUCCCAAUGCCUCCCUCUUCGAAGCCAGUCAGCCACCCGGUCUUGUCCCACCUCCAUCCCUGGGUCUCAUUCCUGCAACCCCAGUCACUCCUCCCACCAAUCAACCGAAGCUGGGUUUCCAGGAAAUCCUUCGUCAACAGGUGGCACAGAGGCGCGCGGCCGCUCCCCUCCUUUCUGGUUCCCAGACACCUGAAGGCUCCGGAUCCCAAGCAAACACACCACCAAGCGUUCCCGCAGACAACCAAGCUCCUUGGUCCGCCAUUAUCAACCAGAGCCAACCGCCAAUGCCACCCAUGCCACCCAUGGCCUCUCUCUCUGACUCGACCAUCUUCCCCCAGAUUUCCGGGGCUCGACCUGCUAUCGGCGCGAUCCCAUCCGGUGCUUCGAACCUUGGCGUCAACAUUACUCGAUCACGCAGCCACAGCGAUCCCCCUUCCAGCCAGUGGGGUGCUGCCCUUCCUCCUGCUAUUAAGCCCAGCCCCACCCAUGGCCAGGGCAGUCCUCAAUUGUCACUCGGUAUGCCAUCCGUCAAUCCAAGCAACAUCCUAGGCAACCGUGUACCUGAUCUCAACGUCGGAGUGGGUGGAUCCCUCUGGGACAACGCGAUCGAUCCGAUGCUCAAUCUCGCCAACCACCAUCGAGCUCGUUCUGUCGGAGAUGCCAACGGCAAUCGCCGAGGCCACAUGCGGAACGCACGAAGCGAGGACGUGUCGGCCAUACUGAGGACUCCGGAUAUGGGCUCACAUUUAUAUCUCGGCUCAGACGGGUCUCUCGCCCCGCCCUCGAUGUCUGUUCCUUCCAAUGGACCGGCUGAUCACGAUGAAGGUGGAGUUGGCCCUAAACGACGUGGUCAUGAGCGAACAGGGAGCGGAACGCACCGUGUGAGCCCGUACCAUACCCCGAACUCCGGCCCACGAAACUUGCCCGGCGAAGAUGGUAUCUCCUACGGAGGGAUCACACUUACCAAACCCGUCGAGCGAGUGCAUGUGACCACCCCCGCUACACGAGAGGCUAGCUCCAACCGACGCACGGCCCAGGCCAACUUCAAGUGCCCGGUUCCUGGAUGCGGUAGCACGUUUACGCGCCAUUUCAAUCUUCGAGGUCAUAUUCGAUCCCAUAACGAAGAGAGGCCGUUCAAGUGCAAGUGGCCUGGGUGUGACAAGGGCUUUGCGCGACAGCAUGACUGCAAGCGACAUGAGGCUUUGCACUUGAACAUCAGGCCUUACACGUGCGAGGGAUGUCAAAAGACCUUUGCGCGCAUGGAUGCUCUAAAUAGGCACUUGAGAUCCGAAGGUGGAACCGAGUGUCAGCGCGUUCAGAGCGAGAUUACCGAAGCCCCUACUGAUAAUAUGCCUCCCAACGACUGGCAAAAGAACACUGCCGCGCUGACCGUCGAUCACGCGAGCGAUUGUCUGGCUGAGCUCAUUUACUCGACUCAUUCCCUCGAAUCGGCUCGGGUAGUGUUGAUCGAUCAUGGCGCUCUCACGGCAUCUUGCUGUGGGAGUCAAGAUAGGAUGGAGGCAGGGAACUGUCCCGGUGCGGUUCCAGUUAGACAUGCUCCUUCCUCAAACACGACACCAAAUCAGACCUCACCUACAAGUCCCAAAAUAAACGUCAACACAAGCGCAAAAUCCGAGCCCAAAGCACCUGCAGCAGGCGAGACCGUAGUGCACAUCUCCCAAGCCGAACAACGUCGAGUCGACUGGGAAAUCGUCAAGCGACUGGUCGUGAACGUUUGGCCCAAGGGCGAAUGGACGAUCAAGACUCGCGUUGUAUUGGCUUUGUCGCUGCUGUUGGCUGGAAAGGUUUUAAAUGUCCAAGUUCCGAUCUUCUUUAAAAAGAUCAUUGACGCGUUUAAUAUCGAGAUGACGGCCGACUCGACUGUGUGGGUUAUUGGAGGGUCCGUUAUCGCUGGAUAUGGCUUGGCCCGGAUUUCCGCGACUGUAUUCUCCGAACUUCGCAAUGCGGUGUUUGCAAACGUCGCUCAGCGUGCAAUUCGACGAGUGGCACGCGAGACAUUCGAACAUUUGUUGCAUCUCGACCUCAAGUUUCAUUUGACUAGGCAAACGGGUGGGCUCACGAGGGCGAUUGAUCGAGGAACCAAGGGUGUUACUUUCUUGUUGUCUUCGAUUAUUUUCCACAUCGUCCCGACUGCAUUGGAGAUUAGUAUGGUGUGCGGGAUAUUGACUGGAAAUUCGGUUCGGAUUUUGCCUUGGAGAACUCGGUUCCGCCGCGAAGCGAAUCAGGCUGAUAAUCGCGCGGCCUCGACUGCUGUGGAUUCGUUGAUCAACUAUGAGGCUGUCAAGCUUGCCCAGUAUGACAAGCAUUUGGCGUCCUACGAAAAAUCUUCGCUCAAGAUUGCGACAUCACUUGCGUACCUUAACUCGGGCCAGAAUGUGAUAUUCUCGAGUGCAUUGACUAUGAUGAUGUUUCUCGCUGCUCAAGGCGUAGUCAAAGGAACCAUGACCGUUGGAGACCUUGUCAUGAUUAACCAGCUCGUCUUUCAACUUUCGUUGCCACUAAACUUCCUCGGACAGUCUACCCACAAGCGCGUGACGGAUGUCUCCGGAGCCAAACCUCUUCAGCUCCAAGGUGGCUCUAUCCAGUUCGAAAACGUCAACUUUGGUUAUCACCCUGACCGCCCAAUCUUCCGAGAUCUCUCCUUUACUGUCCCCGCUGGUAAAAAGGUUGCAAUCGUUGGGCCGUCUGGGUGCGGUAAAUCCACCGUUUUUAGGCUCCUUUAUAGGUUCUAUGAUGCCGAUUCGGGUAAAAUCUCCAUCGAUGGGCAAGAUAUUACUCAGAUCCAACUAGCAAGUCUGCGCGCAAAUGUCGGAGUCGUCCCCCAAGAUACGCCGCUAUUCCAUGCCGACAUUCUGCAUAACAUUCGAGAAGUAUGCGACCAAAGUGGGAGAGCGUGGGUUAAUGAUUUCGGAGGAGAGAAACAGAGGUUGGCGGUCGCAAGAGUGAUGUUGAAGGACCCACCGAUUUUGUUCUUUGAUGAAGCGACAUCGGCAUUGGACAGUCAAACCGAGCAUAUUCAUGCUCACAGGUUGCGAACUGUGGUCGAAGCAGACCUGAUCAUCGUACUCAAAGACGGAAAAGUCUACGAGCAAGGUACACACGAAUCACUAAUGCGCCUGAAUGGCUUGUACCACGACAUGUGGAUUGCCCAGGCCCAGGCCCCCACUCUUUCAAAAGAAGAGCAAGAUGCCGCCACGGAGGAAAAUGUAAAUGCUCCCAACCCUGUGGUAAACUAG
This is a messenger RNA of Rhizoctonia solani, 4200 nucleotides long. Its product is annotated as ABC transporter. The coding region runs from base 1 to 4200 and encodes 1399 amino acids. Gene Ontology annotation, molecular function: ATP binding; ATP hydrolysis activity; ABC-type transporter activity. The record is from RefSeq and is a predicted model, not a curated record. Lineage: Eukaryota; Fungi; Basidiomycota; Agaricomycetes; Cantharellales; Ceratobasidiaceae. Gene Ontology annotation, biological process: intracellular iron ion homeostasis; transmembrane transport. The transcript has 21 exons. Gene Ontology annotation, cellular component: mitochondrial inner membrane.